AUGGCUGCAUCAUCAUCGCCCAAUCCUGUAGUUUUCUUCGACAUCACCCUAGGCGGCGAGCCCUUGGGUAGAAUCAAGAUGGAGCUCUUCCAGGAUGUUGUGCCAAAGACUGCCGAAAACUUCCGUCAAUACUGUACAGGCGAGACCAAGAACCAUCUGGGACACCCCCAAGGCUACAAGGGAUGCAAAUUCCACCGUGUGAUUCCGAAUUUCAUGAUCCAAGGAGGCGACUUCCUCAAUGGCGAUGGCACUGGCUCGGCUUCGAUUUACGGUACCAAAGCCUUUGCUGACGAGAACUUCAACCUGCGACACGAUGUUGCUGGCUUGCUGUCCAUGGCGAACUCUGGUCCAAACACAAACGGCUGCCAGUUCUUUAUCACCACUGUGCCGCUACCUCAUCUCAACGGCAAGCAUGUGGUCUUUGGAAAGGUCGUUGAUGGCAUGGAUGUUGUUCGAAAGAUCGAGAACGUCAGAACUAACGUGACAGACAAACCCAUCCAGGAUGUUGCCAUUGCUCAGUGCGGAGAGAUGUAG
This is a messenger RNA of Aureobasidium melanogenum CBS 110374, 534 nucleotides long. Its product is annotated as putative peptidyl-prolyl cis-trans isomerase. Gene Ontology annotation, cellular component: intracellular membrane-bounded organelle. Gene Ontology annotation, molecular function: peptidyl-prolyl cis-trans isomerase activity. Gene Ontology annotation, biological process: protein peptidyl-prolyl isomerization; protein folding. The record is from RefSeq and is a predicted model, not a curated record. The transcript has 3 exons. The coding region runs from base 1 to 534 and encodes 177 amino acids. Lineage: Eukaryota; Fungi; Ascomycota; Dothideomycetes; Dothideales; Saccotheciaceae.